Eutrema salsugineum is the source of this 1655-nucleotide messenger RNA. Its product is annotated as probable pectate lyase 18. The coding region runs from base 122 to 1342 and encodes 406 amino acids. The transcript is spliced from 3 exons. NCBI's taxonomy places the organism in Eukaryota, Viridiplantae, Streptophyta, Magnoliopsida, Brassicales, Brassicaceae. Gene Ontology annotation, molecular function: pectate lyase activity. The record is from RefSeq and is a predicted model, not a curated record.
UGUAUCUCCACUCAAAACUCCUUUCCUCUGUAUCCGCUUCCCUCUUCUCUCACCAGAAUCCGAGAGAGAGAGUGAGUGAGUCUAUACUGUGACCAUACAAAAAAAAAGAAAAGAAAAGAAAAUGCAGACCAAGAAGCUCUUUUUCUCCAUAGUCUCUUUUCUUCUCUAUGCUCCAUUGCUCUUAUCUUCACCAGUUCCAGACCCAGAAGCUGUUGUCGAUGAAGUCCACAGGAGCAUUAAUGCGUCGGUUGCAGGAAGAAGGAAGUUAGGUUACCUCUCAUGUUCCACUGGUAACCCAAUCGACGAUUGCUGGCGAUGCGACCCACACUGGGAGAAAAACCGACAGCAUCUCGCCGACUGUGCCAUCGGGUUCGGCAAGAACGCAAUCGGCGGCCGAGACGGUCGGAUCUACGUGGUCACAGACUCAGGCAACGACGACCCAGUGAACCCAAGACCCGGAACCUUGAGACACGCCGUGGUUCAAGACGAGCCGCUCUGGAUCAUCUUCCAGCGAGACAUGACGAUUCGUCUGAAAGAAGAGCUGAUCAUGAACUCUUUCAAGACCAUCGAUGGCCGUGGAGCGUCCGUACACAUCUCAGGUGGGCCUUGUAUCACGAUCCAGUACGUGACCAACAUCAUCAUCCACGGGAUUCACAUCCACGACUGCAAGCAAGGAGGGAACGCUAUGGUGCGGAGCUCCCCACGGCAUUACGGGUGGAGAACGAUAUCGGACGGUGACGGUGUCUCCAUCUUUGGAGGGAGUCAUGUUUGGGUUGACCAUUGCUCGCUUUCCAACUGUGAAGACGGGCUUAUUGAUGCUAUAAUGGGCUCGACGGCGAUUACUCUGUCUAACAAUUACAUGACGCAUCACGAUAAGGUCAUGUUGCUUGGUCAUAGUGACACUUACACUCAUGACAAGACUAUGCAAGUCACUAUAGCUUUUAACCAUUUUGGUGAAGGCCUUGUUCAAAGAAUGCCCAGGUGUAGACAUGGAUACUUCCAUGUGGUGAACAAUGACUAUACACAUUGGGAGAUGUAUGCGAUUGGAGGAAGUGCUAAUCCUACAAUCAAUAGUCAAGGGAACAGAUUUGUGGCCCCAAACAUCAGAUUUAGCAAAGAAGUGACUAAACACGAGGACGCGCCUGAGAGCGAGUGGAAGAGCUGGAACUGGAGGUCUUCUGGUGAUUUGUUGCUUAAUGGUGCGUUUUUUACGCCGUCUGGUGGUGCUGCCUCGUCUAGCUAUGCCAAAGCCUCGAGUCUUGGUGCUAAACCGUCUUCUCUUGUUGGACCAUUGACGUUGGGUUCUGGUGCACUGAAUUGCCGUAAGGGUUCUCGUUGCUGAUUGGUGGGGUUGGCCUUUAGUGGUCACUUAAGUUUUUAGUUUUUUUUCCCAACUAAAAAAAAUUAUAUAGAAAUGGCAAUUAAAGCCACCAAUUAAGGGGUUUGGGUUAAGUAAUACUUUCUUUACCCCCUUGAUUUACUCUCCUUAUUUUUUUUCUUUUUCGGGGUUGAAUUAAGGAGAAUACAACCUCUGGCUUGCUUUCUCUUAGGACCCUUCUAAGGAUUCUCUGUUUUAAGGAAUCUUUCUUUAGGUCAAGUGUAGCAACAAGUGCAGAUGUGUUGAUCUUUGAUAUUAAUAUAAUAUAAAUUUAUGU